AUGGCAGAAAAGCGGCUUCUUACGGAGAUCAAAAAACUCGCCAAAAGUCCACCACAGAACGCAAACCACCAAAUCUUAUCUUUGGCCCCAAUAGAUAUGGAGUCUUCGCUCCACCACUGGAAAGCAGUUAUUGCAAAGCCUACGCGGGAAGACAGCCACUAUUACUAUAAUGGGAAAUGGACUCUAGACAUCACUACAGAUUCUACAUAUCCGCUUCAGCCACCCACCAUCCGCUUUAACAAGGACACGCCGAUUAAUCAUCCAAACGUCAACUUCACAACCGGAGAAAUUUGCCUAGACAUCUUAAAGAGUGAUUCUUGGUCGCCUGCGUGGGACUUGGAACAUUUAGUAGAGGCUAUUUUGAUGCUAGUAGAUGAUCCAGAACCGGACUCGCCUUUGAACGUGGAUCUGGCCAAUCUCUUUCGUCUAGACAAGGCGGCCUUUGAAUCCAUGGUUCAAUAUACCAUGUGGAAGCAUGGCACUUUGUUCCUGAGCCAAAAGGACUCACAGGGGACAAAGGCAGGUAAUGAAGACAAGAAAGGGGACAGUGAAAAAUUCGACUCGCCCGAAAGCACCGGUGAAGAGGAAAGCAGUGGGAAGAUUGUCACACAAAGACUUGAGGUGAAGUCGCCGGAGACAACUUUCACCCUGGCAUUGAGCUCUCCCGUAUCGGAUGUCGAUCAUCUCAAGAACUUGGAAUCGAUUCGCAGAGUGGGCAAAGAGGUGACAAAACUGCUCUUGGAAAAGGCGAAAGAAGUUGAGUCAAAACACGAAAACGGCGACUUCAAGCUUCUGGAUGCUGUUCAAAACCAAGUGUCCAAUAACGUGGCAAAGCAAGUUGAGGAGAUUUGCCAGAGUUCAGCGAGUUGUCUACGGCCUCAAUACGCGAGUUGA
Messenger RNA from Clavispora lusitaniae ATCC 42720, 894 nucleotides. RefSeq names its product E2 ubiquitin-protein ligase peroxin 4 (gene PEX4). The record is from RefSeq and is a predicted model, not a curated record. NCBI's taxonomy places the organism in Eukaryota, Fungi, Ascomycota, Pichiomycetes, Serinales, Metschnikowiaceae.